CAUCAUGGCGGACACCAAAACGGGAGUGAAACGGAAACUCGUUGAUGUUCCAGACGAUUUCUCCGAUAGUGACGAUGAAAUUGCUCCAGUGAAGGAUCCCAAAGUUGAUAAGAGCAGAAGCUGCCCUUACCUCGAUACAAUCAAUAGGCGAGUCUUAGAUUUUGAUUUUGAGAAAUUGUGCUCAGUCUCCCUGUCCCAUCUGAAUGUGUAUGCUUGCCUUGUAUGUGCCAAGUACUUUCAAGGACGAGGGAGGAAGUCCCAUGCCUACACCCACAGUGUUCAGAUCAACCAUCAUGUCUUCCUUAACCUACAUACCCUCAAGUUCUACUGCCUGCCAGAUAACUAUGAAAUUAUUGACUCAUCACUUGAAGAUAUUACGUAUGUCCUGAGACCCACCUUUACGAAGGAUGACAUUGAGAAUCUUGACAGUAACACCAAGUUGUCUAGAGCUUAUGACAAGACAACGUAUCUUCCGGGCAUUGUAGGUCUCAACAACAUCAAAGCAAAUGACUACUGCAAUGUUUUGCUCCAUGCCCUCGCACACAUUGUCCCCCUCCGGAACUACUUUCUUGAAGAGAAGAACUACAUUAACAUCAAGCUCCCACCUGGUGACAUCAUGUGCCUGCUGUCGCAGCGUUUCGGGGAGCUCAUGCGUAAGAUGUGGAAUCCACGGAACUUCAAGGCCCACGUUAGUCCACACGAGAUGCUGCAGGCCAUCGUCUUGUGCAGUAAAAAGAGAUUCCAGAUCACCAAACAGGGUGAUCCAGUUGAGAUCCUCUCCUGGUUCCUCAAUGCCCUUCAUGCUUCGCUCGGCGGAACAAGGAAAGCCAAGAGUAGCAUCGUCUACGGUACAUUCCAGGGUAGAAUGAAAGUAUUCACAAAGAAAAUCAUCCCCAUGGAUACACCGGAGAAAGACAAAGAAGAACUGCUCAAAACAGAAGAAUAUAAAGAGACCGUGACAGAGACCCCCUUUUUGUACCUAACGUUGGACAUUCCUCAAGCGCCACUGUUCAAGGAUGAGCUUGAGCAGAACAUCAUCCCACAGAUUCCAUUAUCUUCACUCAUGACAAAGUUUGAUGGAGUUUCUGAAAAGGAGUACAAGACCUACAAAGACUCGACCAUCAAGAGAUUUCAGCUGACUCGUCUACCUCCUUACCUCAUUUUGUGCAUGAAACGAUUCAACAAAAACCUCUUCUUUAUUGAGAAGAAUCGGACCAUUGUUAACUUCCCUAUUAAGAACAUGGAUUUCACCGAGUACCUAUCCAAGGAUCCUGAGGUUCAGAAGAGAAAUCCUUCAGCCAGCUACGAUCUGAUCGCCAACAUCGUACAAGAUGGGGAACCAGGACCAGGAAAAGGCACAUACAGGGCUCAUGUAUUACACAAAAGUACUGGUAAAUGGCACGAGAUUCAAGAUCUUCAUGUAGCUGACAUUCUACCCCAGAUGAUCACGUUAUCAGAAGCUUAUAUACAGAUUUGGGAGAGGAAAGAUAGAAAAGCUGAAGAAGGAGAUGAGAAACCAAAGACACAAAGACAACCAGAAAAUUGAUAGCUGACCUACAGAAACUAUCUACCCCCUCGAUUGUUAUGACACACAUUACCUGAAGACAGCGAAAUACAGGGUUAAAAUAUACUUGCAUCUACACAAUGUAAAUGUUAUUUAUAGGUUCACCCUUCAAGGAACUGAUCAUGCAGGCGCAAAAUUGUAUGCAGAAUGACACUAUGAUGGACCCAGCCAUGGCAUUUUGAGGUGCAAUACUCGCCACUGUACUUUUCCAAUUUAUAUCAUUAUUAAAGGAACAGUACGAAUUGGUUUUUCGCUUACAAACAGUUGCUGGCAGUGUAAGCACUUGAUGUACACCAUCAUAUACAUGUACAUAAACUGACAAACCUGUAGAAG
Asterias rubens (European starfish) is the source of this 1897-nucleotide messenger RNA. Its product is annotated as U4/U6.U5 tri-snRNP-associated protein 2-like. Lineage: Eukaryota; Metazoa; Echinodermata; Asteroidea; Forcipulatida; Asteriidae. Gene Ontology annotation, biological process: mRNA processing; protein deubiquitination; spliceosomal complex assembly. The record is from RefSeq and is a predicted model, not a curated record. Gene Ontology annotation, molecular function: cysteine-type deubiquitinase activity; zinc ion binding. The coding region runs from base 5 to 1546 and encodes 513 amino acids. The transcript is spliced from 12 exons.